Molecule: messenger RNA, 2658 nt
Organism: Cloeon dipterum
Lineage: Eukaryota; Metazoa; Arthropoda; Insecta; Ephemeroptera; Baetidae
Product: glucose dehydrogenase [FAD, quinone]-like
Exons: 3
Coding region: 566-2434 (622 amino acids)
Molecular function (GO): oxidoreductase activity, acting on CH-OH group of donors; flavin adenine dinucleotide binding
Source: RefSeq, a predicted model, not a curated record
UCUCCUGCUUGCCAAGAAGUGAUUCCUUGAAAUCGUAAGCGUUCACCGCAUCGUGCAUUUAAUCAGUGGUAUCAUUAAUGCAUCAUUAAAAUACUAGCAUGCAGGACUCAUCGCCUCGCCUUAAGUGUCAAGCGUUCAAGGGGAGGCAACGCACCUGCACAAGGUCACUGAAAGCGAGUUUAUUGUUUCUGCCUAUAAAUAAUACGCUAAGGGACGACAAAAUAUUCCAAGGAGAGUGAUGUGUGACAGUGAAAACUAUGAAGAUUGUUUAUUUUGUUUUUUAUAUACCCAGAGUUAAGCUUGUACAUUUUUUUUGCAAUCACACAAUAAUUGAUUUUAAUAUUUCUCCUGACAUCUCACUCAAAGAAAGCCACUAAAUAUAGCAUUAUACUUUACCUUGAAUCAACGUCUUCUCGUUAGCUCUGCAGGCGAGGUGUCUGAAGUGGGGACUCCUCCCAUCUAGCAGCAAUUUGCUCGCGAAAAUGAUUUAGUAAUAUAACUGAGGAGAGCCGCAACUGUUGGGUGCUCGCGUUGACUCAACGGUGAAGCAACUCAAGCAAAAGAGAUGGGUCAAAAGACGAACCUUCCCUUAUUGGGAGUGUUGAUUUUAUUCUGCUUCAUUCACUUUUGCUGCGGCCUCAACUUCGGCCUAUUUUCCUCCACCCUGACGCGGUACCAGCGGCUUCUGCAAAAUCCUGAGGGGCUGUCAUACGAUAUGCCCACUAACUUGCUCAGCGCCGAGUACGACUUCAUCGUGAUCGGUGCCGGUGCCGCCGGCGCGGUGGUUGCGAACCGGCUCACUGAGGUGCCGGGUUGGAAGGUGCUUCUGCUCGAGGCGGGCAAGGACGAGAUCUUGCUCACCGACAUGCCCGUCUUUGCUGCCCACUUUCAGCUGACGGACUUCAACUGGGGCUACAGGGCGCAGCCACAGGACGGGGCGUGCUUGGGGCUGAAGGACAAACGGUGCCCGUGGCCCCGCGGCAAAGGCAUGGGAGGCUCCAGCAUUCUUAACUACAUGAUAUACACGAGAGGCCACCGAGGUGAUUACGAUGGAUGGGAACAGAUGGGCAACCCUGGAUGGGGCUGGAAGGACGUCUUCAAGUAUUUCCUCAAGUCGGAAAAUGCCAAGGAUGACCUCGUGGACUCGCAGUUUCAUUCUACUGGCGGCUAUAUGGACGUUGAACGCGUCAGACACAGAACACCCCUGGUUGACGCGUUCAUGGACAGUGCUGCUGAGUUGGGCUACAAUUCGGUGGACUACAACUCGGGAGACCUGCUCGGGUUUUCGCGCCUACAAGUAAAUCAACGCCGCGGAAUGCGGUGCAGCGCCAACAAGGCUUUCAUCCGUCCCAUCCGUCACCGCAGCAACCUGCACGUCGCUAAAGAGGCCUUCGUGAGCCGAAUCCUGAUCGACCCGAACACCAAGAGAGCGAUGGGCGUCGAAUUCCUCAGAAAUAAUCGCUGGUACUCGGUCAGAGCACGCAAGGAAAUUAUUCUCUCCGCAGGUGCCGUUAAUUCUGCCAAAAUCCUAAUGCUGUCGGGAGUUGGUCCCAGGGUGCACCUCGAGUCCCUCGGCAUCCCUGUGCUUGUUGACGCGCCUGGAGUUGGGCAGAAUCUGCAGGACCACGCUUCCACCUGUGCAGCCCUUUACACUGUAAACGACACGGUGUCCCUAAAAGAGGAACGGAUUGCUCAGGUAGGCCCAUUCCUCGACUGGGUUACCAACGGCAACGGUCCCAUCACCAUUGCUGGCGGAGUCGAGGCAUUGGGCUACAUAAGGACGCCCAACGCCGUCACCGCGCCGGACUAUCCUGACAUUGAACUGAUGUUCAUCUCGUCGUCAUUAAACGCGGACCCUGGCACCGUUGUCAGACAGGGACUAGGCGUCACCGAUGACAUUUUCAACAGCGUUUACAAACCGAUUCUCAACAGGGACGCGUGGACCAUCUGGCCCAUGCAGAUGAAGCCGAACAGCAGAGGUUAUGUCAAGCUGAAAAGCCGGAAUCCCCUCUCCUGGCCCUUGAUGUACGCCAACUACUUCGAAGAUCCUCAGGACUUGGAGAUUAUUGUGCACGGCAUUAAAUUCGCCAUAGAAAUGAGCAAAACACAGGCUUUCCAAAAAUUCAACAGCACUUUGCACCCGAUCCCAGUCCCAGGUUGCGCGAAUCACGAGUUUGGAAGCGACGACUAUUGGCGGUGUGCCGUGCGCCACCUGACCACCACGCUGAAUCACCAAUGUGGCACUGCAAAAAUGGGGCCGUCUACCGACCCUGACGCAGUUGUCGACGCAGAACUCAGGGUCUACGGAGUCAAAGGGCUGAGGGUGGCGGAUGCUUCUAUUAUACCCAGAAUCACGGCAGCGCACACAAACGCUGUUUGCAAUAUGAUUGGGGAAAAGGUGGCUGACAUGAUAAAAAGUGCUUAUGGAAAAUGAGUAUUAAAUACUCAUUUUUGAGACUGAACUUAAAAGUUUGGUUUAAUGUCCGCUAUUCAGAGUUUACAAUUAAAAUAGCUGGCUCCUCGUGAUAUUUUACGCCCUUACUGCUUUGAGCAAGAUAUUAUAUCGAUUUGUUGAUUGUCAAAAAGUCACUUAUAAUUUAUUCAGCUAGAAUUAUUUUGAGGGUUAAUAAAGAUCAUCUUUUAAGAUAUUGUGUCAUA